Brachypodium distachyon (stiff brome) is the source of this 1259-nucleotide messenger RNA. RefSeq lists its product as uncharacterized. The record is from RefSeq and is a predicted model, not a curated record. The coding region runs from base 32 to 1030 and encodes 332 amino acids. NCBI's taxonomy places the organism in Eukaryota, Viridiplantae, Streptophyta, Magnoliopsida, Poales, Poaceae. The transcript has a single exon.
CUUCUCCGCCGUCGGCCAUCUGUCCCCCUUCAUGUCGCGCAACGCGGACGACCUCCUGGCCGAGUACUGCCCCCUGACGUCCGGCGGCGGGCUCGUGCUCCUCUGCCGCCGCCACCCGUCACCCGCCCGCUCCUCCCUCUGCGUCUACGACCCCUUCACCGGCCACCGCGUCUUCCUCCGGGCCCCGCCGGGCGCCCAUGAAGGCCACCUCCGCAGCCGCAGGAGCCUCCUGCUGCUCACCGCCGCGGAGGACGGGAUCGGCUUCCCCUUCCUGCUCAUCUUCUUCCACGACCCGGGCAUCAAGUUCUCCGGCAAAAAAAACAGCAGCAGCAGCAACGGCAACACGCGCGUCAUCCAAGUCCACGUCGCCGCCGCGCCGUGCGGUGCCUUGGGGGAAGAACCCGUCGCGAUACUCCGUGACGAUGCCUUCUCGCAGCUCUGGCCCGAGACCCGGCCGUACCCCGUCGUCCUCCCCGGCGGCGUCAUCCACUGGCUGCUGCCGCACGGCCGCGAGAUCCUCACCUACGACGUCCUCGCGGCGAACCCCGGCAGCAGGGUGAAGCUCCCCGCGGCCCUCGUCAAAGCAGAUAAUCAAGGGCUCCUCCAGCUCCACCUGGCGUCCUACACCUCGCCGGACGACGGGCGGAAGCUGCUGAAGCUGCUCGUGGCCGACGGGCUCAAGAUCUCCGUGUGGCGGCAGCUCUCUGGCGGCGGCGGUUGGGAGCUGGAGGAGGGCGUGAUCGACGCGGAGGAGAAGCUGCGGGAGCUGGACCCCGACUUCGUUCCCGGCCAGCGUCCUCUGGUUGGCUUCGCGUGCUUCGGGGAGAGCAGCAGUGGCAUGGUGUUGCCGAUGAUGCUCAAGGGUGUGUUUGCUUCCAGGUCGUCGCACCGUGUUCCGCACAUCCUUGUUGAUUUGGAGACCAGGGAGAUGACGUGGAAGCCACGGGACUCUUCGACCGACUCCUCGGCGCUGCUAAUAAUGGAGGUCGACUUGCCGUCUCGGCUACGAGCCAUGAAAGUUUUUUCCUAGCUAGUUCGCUAACUUUAUUAAUUAAACUUCCUGUACCGUCGUUGCAUUGCACUGCUAACUAUUUGUAUAGGGCCGGAGUGUUUUACACCUAAUAGUUGAUCGGUUGCACACAUUUUAUGUAUGGACGAGACUAGUGAGUGGCCGUUGGCUGGUUAAACCCAACAAGUCAACGCCCCGUAUAUGGCAAGUUCUCAAUGAUUGUCAAUAAAAUCAGAAACCCCCGUCCCGC